AUGUCAACGGCGCCGGCGACCAAUGGUGCGCCUGGUGGUCAACAAUCAACCACUUUUGACACCUCAAACAUAUUACAAGCCUUGGAGAUCAUCCACAACCCCAGUACCAAGAAUGAUGUCCGAAGGCAAGCAUCAGACUACUUGGAGCAGUUGAAGACCAGUGAUGAUGCCCCCGAAUAUGGCUAUAUUCUCUCUACAGAUCGGUCGCAGCCACCUCUGGUCCGCCACUUCGGCUUAUCGUUACUGAACUACAUUAUUCGCCAUCAAGGUCACAAGUUCUCCGAAGAACAGAACGAUCAAAUCCGGAAUUGUAUUCUUGAACUUGGUCGCUCGAUCGACCCGUCAGACCUCGCCUUUAUCCGCAACAAGAUUUCUGAGUUAUGGAUCGAAAUGGCGAAGAGAAGUUGGGCCUUGGAUUGGUUUGAUCUGGACGAGCAGCUGGUCCAGUUGUGGUCGCGAGACAUGAUUCACAAAGAUUUCGUUCUGACAGUCCUCGAAAACCUUUCCGAAGAUGUCUUCGUACGAGACGAUAGUAUUGCCAUUCUACGUGGUCGCGAUCUCAACUCAGCGGUAGUAGAAAUCUACACCUCGAGUUCCAAUUUUGCAGGCGGCAUCAAGAUGGGGGAUGUCACGCGACAUAUGAGGUGCGGAGAUGAGGGCUGGCUCAGCAGGAUCAACCAAUUCCUCACUCAGAACCUCGAAACUCGACCUGGCGAUAAAAUCGUCAAAGAAACCAUCCUCAAAGCUCUGGCUGCUCUACGAUCUUCAUUUGCCUGGAUCAUGACUGCUUCCAUUGUCAACUCUAUGGCUCUGGUCACCACAUGCAACUUCUUGACAGUCAAUGAUUCAGAUCUGGUAAUGGGCGCCGUGCAAGCACUUCUCAUUCUAUACGGAAGAAUUCGUCUUGAGGAAGUCGAAGUACAUGCACUUGUACAUCCUCUUCUUCAGCCUGACAGCAUUGCAACAUUGAGACAGCUUUACUCGGUCUCCAUCGUCUCAAUCGAUGAUAUUGACAGCAGCAAAUACGUUCUCUCGAAAAAGCUAUCCGAGCUCAUGUCGCUUCUGUCGGACCAUAUCUGUCAUUAUACAGCACCUGACCCAAAUACCCUUGAUCUCACACCUUUCCUACACUUUCUAACUUACAUGGCCGAGCAUGAGAGUCUUAUUGUCUCCAUCCCAAUGAUCCACUCCUGGGUCAAGCUGCUUGAGGUACCCUCAUGGCGUAAGACGCCUGCAGUUUCUUCUUGCAUUGGCCCGAUACUACAAGUGGCGUCCGAGCGGUUGAUUCAGUAUGAUCAAUUACCAGAAGAUACUCAAAAUCCUGUUGUCCUCUUCGUCAACGAGGAGAUAGAGCUAUUUCCCGAACGCCAUGGAUUCUACCUCAACUACCGUAGGCUUUGUUCUGGAGUGAUUGAAUGGAUCUGCUAUGCACAGCUAGAGGAUGCAAUGCAGGCGGUCAUGAAGAGAGUCGAUGACCUACUUGAUGAGAUCCAAGCCAUUGAGCAGCAGCUUGACCUUCCGAGAUACGAAAGAUAUUCAAUGACAUUCCUCAGAGCCGAUGCUGAUUUCGCCAUUGUCGAUGCAGCUUUCAAAGGAUUUGAUCGUUGGCAGUCCGCACACAAAGAUGGUUCAACACCCGAACAAGAGCAUUUGGCAAAUCGAGUCAGAGAAAACGGAAAGAAUUGGAUGCUAGAGAUGAUGAAGAAGAGAGUCUUCAGAGAUCCGCAGAUACGACACCGUCAGAUAAAGACUGCGGUUGAAGUAUCCAACAGAGCUCUACAGAAGGAUACCGAGUUUGCUUUCAAUGUGUUGGAACAUAUUCUCUCCUCCUUCAUCGUCGGCCAUCAUCAACCGCCGCUAUUUGCAGAGGCAGUCCAUGAACUUCACAGCUAUGCUGUAAGCGAGCUUAGAAGGCUCUCACUCCAGCAUGCUGAUUAUUUCGUCACGUUCUACGAUCAACUCCAAGCAAAAUUCACCGACCUAAUCAAUCAGCUCGACGCUGAUGAACGACUACAGAUCGAUCUAAAAUCGACGCUUUUCUCGGUCGUGCAACGUGCAUCAGCAGUCGAUUAUUCGCAACGUCUCGCGAAGCUGCAAGGAUUUCUCGAACCGCUCGCUACAGCAUGGGCAGACCAGGGAUUGCAGGCGACCCUUCAAAAUCUGGAGAGUUUUGCACGUUCGCAGGCAUUCGAUAAAGUCGCUCCUUAUCUGGAGUCGAUAAAUGCUGCAAACACAGAAGACUGGUCACAAGUUUCAUACGACGAACGUGGGUCACAAAUCCAGCAGGACAUGCUCAACGGAUUUGCCAAAUUGCCCCUCAGAGAGACUAGGAUUCUAUUGAGCAUUUCGACAGAAAGACUUGAACAGGACUCGCCUCUUCAUGAAAUGAUCAUCAAUUUGUGGUCCCCUUUGAUUCCAAAUAUGCUUAGCCAUGUACUAAGCCUAACGAGAUACAAUCAUCAGCUUCAUGAUCCGGGCCACUGGCCAAAUGUUUCUCCGGUCACGCAGCUUGUUAUUAGGAGGUUGUUACGAGAUAGGUACUGGCAGUCUGGAAUAUCAGCAGGGUCGAUGAAUGAGUUCCACAACAAGGUGAAAUCGACACGCUCAACGCUCGAAGGAUUUGCGUCUUCAGUCCGUGGCAGGGUUAGAAACAACCUGGAGCAAUGUUACAGCAUCCUCCACACUCUCGGCAGGUUGGGAGAUUCGUUUUACAGCUUACAACAACUUCCUGUCAUGAUUGCCAACGCUGCCAUUAGCACCGCUGAUCCAUUGAGUCCCCACCACUUCUCGGUGAUGCUGCAGAUGUUGCCCAAACUUAUAGAUGAAUGUCCGCCUGUUCGACGGCAAGAUUUUUUGACACCCAUACUGGUAGCACUUCUGCAACAAAUGGACACCAAGCUUUCCAGUCAGUGGUCUGCCAUGGAUCAGAGAAAGCAGACGAAGCACGAUGAAGAGAAUCUAAGCGACGAGAUGAGAGACGACUCAGUUCUCCGACAAACCACUUACAAAGCGGUCAAUCUGGUGGCCCACUGGCUGAACCCCAAACGUGAACAACAACUCAGCACGAAGAAAUCGGUCGUGAAUGGCGCCUACCUGGGCCAACCAAAUCAACAGUCGAUGCGAGACUUCCUCCUGUCCAACACCGACGUCCUUGAUCGACUCCUCGUCUUCAUCGACCACUCCCUAGCCUUCAAAGACACACGGUGCUGCUACACGAUGCUUCUCGUGGCACAACGCCUGGUUCCAGACUUCGCCACAACGAAUUACAUCUCCGGCGAAGCAGCCGACGCAGUCCGCGGCUUCAUCUCGACAGAAAUGCUCAAGACUUCCAUUACAUGCCUCAACGACGGCUACUUUGCCGACCACCAACAACAUUAUGCGCACCUGAUCGCCACCAUCUGGAUCUCCUACGGUCUGCCUACACACAUCCCCGCUACAGAUUCAGCGCCUGCACACGACCGGCCGCCUCUGACGCUCAUUCCGCGCGACGUGGUCCUCAGCCUGCCGGGGAUGACGGAGGCGAAAGUCGACCACGCCGCCACACAGCUCUUACAAGAGGGGCUGGCCACGCGCUCCAAGAAGCUGCGUGCGAUUAUUCUAUCGCUACUCGAGGGUGUGCGAGGCGUGCGGCUCAGCGAGCUCGGCAAGAUCGAUAUGCGUCAGCAGCAGUCUCGCAUUCUGGAGAAAUACAAACAGCGUGAGCUGUUGACUAUGCAGGGUGUGGACGAUGCUGGGAGAAACGCAAUAGACGGCGGUGGCAGUGGCGCCGAUGAUGUCGAUCUCGGUGGCGUGGCCGAUAUGUUCGCUGGCUGA
Molecule: messenger RNA, 3813 nt
Organism: Exophiala bonariae
Lineage: Eukaryota; Fungi; Ascomycota; Eurotiomycetes; Chaetothyriales; Herpotrichiellaceae
Exons: 1
Coding region: 1-3813 (1270 amino acids)
Biological process (GO): protein export from nucleus; RNA export from nucleus
Cellular component (GO): RNA nuclear export complex; cytoplasm; nucleus
Molecular function (GO): small GTPase binding; nuclear export signal receptor activity; RNA binding
Source: RefSeq, a predicted model, not a curated record